AUCGUGAAAGUAUGACGACUCAUGGUGUGUGCGGCAUGAAAUCAACAUUUUAUUAACGUGUGAUUCAAACGGGUCUCACAUUUUCCCAUAUUAGAGGUCCUUUAUGACUCAGAUUGCAUAGUGUACGAGGCGUACCUGAAAGCAGCACCAAAGUUGUCAGUGGGCAAGCUCCAAGAUGGUGAAAUUUGGGCUCCAGUUUAAAGCCACUUUGGAGAACGUCACCAAUGUGAGACCAUUGGGCGACGACUUCCGCUGGUUUCUGAAGCUGAAGUGCGGAAACUGUGGAGAGAUCCCAGAUAAAUGGCAGUAUGUAACCCUAGUGGAGAGUGUGCCACUAAAAGGAGGAAGAGGCAGUGCUAGCAUGGUGCAGAAAUGUAAACUCUGUGCCAGGGAAAAUUCAAUUGAUAUCCUGGGCGACACAAUCACACCUUAUAAUGCCGAGGACAACGAACGCUUCAAGACAAUGGUGCAGUUUGAGUGUCGAGGUCUGGAGCCCGUUGACUUCCAACCACAAGCUGGCUUCGCUGCACAGGGAGCAGAGUCUGGAACAUCGUUUGAUGACAUCAACCUACAAGAAAAAGACUGGACAGACUACGACGAGAAAGUCAAGGAGUCGGUGGGAAUAUACGAGGUCACACACCAGUUCAAAAAGUGCUGAUGUCACUCGUGAUUAGUCUCAGAGAGGGGCAAAUGAACACUGCGGCCAAUCAGGCCUCUUUCCUGGCAUCAAAGGGCGCUCCAGAUGCUGAAGUAGCAUGGUCUGGUGGAGGAUGAACAUUAACAGAUAAACAGGACAGGUUCUACAUACAUGUUGUGGGUCAACAUGAUCAAGGUUUUUUCUUUUUCACUGCCUCAAUAAAAUUGAAAGGUGA
Messenger RNA from Acanthopagrus latus (yellowfin seabream), 872 nucleotides. RefSeq names its product CXXC motif containing zinc binding protein (gene czib). Gene Ontology annotation, molecular function: zinc ion binding. The transcript has 8 exons. The record is from RefSeq and is a predicted model, not a curated record. NCBI's taxonomy places the organism in Eukaryota, Metazoa, Chordata, Actinopteri, Spariformes, Sparidae. Bases 176 to 658 code for a protein of 160 amino acids.